UAACAUCUCGGAUGGCAAAAGAGCGGCGGGCCGACGAAAACAAACAUUGGGCUGUCAUGCAAAAUAACAAUAAUAGCUUGCAAGAUCCAGUCAACCUGAUCUCUGAUCUCCAAUUGUGCCGUCCGGGGUUGCUCCUCUACGCCGUACUUUGAUAAGGGAUCUUUCAACCAACUUGGCCGCUGAACAACACUAGAACUUCUCGUGGAAUCUCCAGCGCUUUCCUCCCGCAUCAUCUCUUAUUCUGGCCCCUGCACAAGAUUUGGUCAUCAUUCAGGGGCCCUCCAUUGUUCCUCGGUCCAUUUCAGAUUCGCGUGCGCUCCCCUCUACUAAUUCAGAGCCCCCUUUUCGCACAUGUUUCGGGACUGGACUGUGAUGGAGCUGGCUUCUGACGCCUGUGUUAAAAAUAAUUUGUUAUCUUGUGGGCUUCCGCCAUGGACACCAAUGUCUUUACGAUUUCCGGAACCUCCUUGUCACCCUCCGAUACUGUCCCCAACAAUAACACCACCACCACCACCUCCUCACGACCACAUUCCUCCCGUGGUACCAGUAUCUUCCACCCCACCCGCCUUUCAUCCAUUUCUCCACCCCAACACCCGCUUGAAAAGCCUUGCAGCGCCCAGAAUCGACGGCUCCAACUUCGAAACGCAGGUUUUCGUGGCGCGUUACUCCAGUCACGAAAACCAAGCCCUCCUUUCACAAGAUGGCGAUCGCCUUCGGGGGCCUCUGAUCAACAUACAGAGAAACAAAGUGAUGAUACUGCCAGCAUAGAUCAAAGCUGCAAUCUCUCAAAACUGACCACAUCACACACGCGCCGCUCGAGUAUUCUUGAAGAAAUCAAUAACUCUACGCAGAGGAGGUAUCGUCAGUCUCCGCGACCUCCAGCAGCUUCCUUGUUCCAUGAUCUGCCUUCUCCGGACCCACCUACAUCUACCAAUGACUUCCCCCUUUAUUCUCCUUCGAAGUGUAGCGGGCAAUUAGGGCCUCCUAUUGAUCUGGACACUUUCGACUACAGUGAUACAGAUAUGCCAUCGAAACCGAAAAAACCGUCUUGGAGGUCAUCCCCCUUCAGCAGCCUCGACCGCCCAAAAAGACGACCUAAUAUUACAAACAGGAACUCAGAUCUCGAACUUUCUAGGUAUAUAGAACAUCUAGAAGAGCAGCUUGCCGCCUCUUUAAAUCGUGCCGAAUCGAUAGACUCAUCUACGACGAAUAUUCAAGCAGCAAAGUUCAAAGCUCUCAAUGCGGAAUAUAAAAUAUUGAAACAAGAGCUGCUAGAAUGGGAGACCAAAUUCGAAGCUCGAUUGAAAGACGAAUUACGCAAUACGAUCGACAAAGAAUCAGAGCUUCGUGCUAAAAUUCGUUCUUUGGAGAGACUUGUCGAAAUUAAGGAAAAUAAGAUCCAUGAGCAGCAAUGGGAAAUUGAAAUGGCAACCCAAAAGUUACAAAACAUGGAAGCGGUUAAUGCGACGAACCGUAGCCUGGAACGGAGGAUUGAUGUGUUAACAGAACUUUUGGCUCAGUCGCCAACACGGAUGGAGCCAUCGUCAGGGUUGAAUAUUGUGCCUGAGACUUCUUCUUCUCAGGCGGACGGUAUAUAUCAUACUCCAAGGCCUCGAUCUAUGUUCUCCAAGAUUCCUUUGUCUCCCGUUCGAAAAGCGCUUUUCCAACCUCUUUCGGUACCCAGCUCAAACGCCGUAACAGACCCUUCUGUUCACUACCACCAAGCAUCUGAUCACCCCUACGUUUCGCCCCCGCAAAGAUUUGAACAGACGGAUGAUGCCGAACUGAUGUCUCUCGAUUCUGGAGUGGGUGACUCCUGUUCCCCUCCGUCUACCCGCGCGCUAGACUCACAACGCUCAUCCAUGAUUUCACAUGCUUCAUCAAACCCAUCCCAUUGGGGAACCUCUUUUCCUCUAUCACCUGAGAUUCAAGGGAAAUUUUCCAGUCGUCACAGGAGGAUGAGGCGAUUCCCUCCAGGGUCAUGCACAUUGAAGCCACUCAUCCUACCCGCUACCUCACCGCAUGUACCUAGCCAAAUACACCGCCAGACUUUCUCCAACGAUCCAAUAUCCCCUUUUCAUUUGCGCCCAACUAGUGCUCACGAUUCUCCCAACUCAACUUGGGUAGAGCCGGACACCCUACGUGCUCUGGAGGGACAAUCACAUCGAUAUCAAACGUUCGAUGAAGCCAUCAAUGGCCAUAGCAUGUCCGGGGGAAUUGCGCCUCUAGAAACUGACCUGGAUGAUUUUUCGACUACAGGAUCAUCACCUCACAUAUUUUUCGAUGAUAUCCAUCCAAGCACUCUGAUGGCAUCCCCAGCGUUCAAUAGUCAAACUCAAAACGAGCCACUUAAGCAAGUGGCACCACGCACGCUAGAGAAUGAGCUUCGCCAAAGCAACCCAUCACUGCGCGUAAGACCCCGAACCAACCGCGAAACUGACCGGGACAUUACCCCUGUGGCGGUGCUGGAUUCGAAGAUUGCAAGGCUUCGCAAGAUUUAUCCGGCGUCACGAAAUUUUGUCCCAUCGCUUGACAGCAGACAAGACCCCUUCUACCCUUUCUACUACUACAUUUGGGAUGUCGCACCUAACCCGGCAAAUUUGAUUCGGCGAAUCAUUGCAAAUGCAUGGCAUGCAAACUGGAACCACCUUGGGAAGAUGUCCUGGUGGGUCCUAGGUCUGUUCUUAAGUGGCCAACCAAGAAAUCAGUGGCUCAAAAACAAACGCCAGUGUCAAAUUAAUUACGACAAUAACGAUGACACAGCGUCCACUACCAACUCCAGGAGUCCAACGAACUCGUACCGCUCUAGAACGAGCCCCCGUACUUCACACUGUGAAGGAACCCCAACCAAACAGACCACUAUAAUUUCGCCCGACGAUACGUCAGCAUUAAUCCAUACCCCUCCGGGAGGUUCCACAAACGGACUUCCCAUAGCUAUUACUACAGAGCCACCUCCACCAAAGAGACCGUUUGAAGUAUGGGCUAGGUUUUCCUUUGCACUUGUUCUUGCCAUUGGAUUGGCCGUGAGGGACGGACCUGCAUCUCUGAUGGAUGAAUGCCUGCUGAGAGGGUCCUGUAUUGCUGAUGGUACAAGAUCUGCGUCGGCAGACACCGACCAAAAUGCCCGCCCUUCAUCAGAACGUUCUUCACAUAUACUAGAGGUGUCUCCUCCACCUCCACCACCGGAUUUUUCGCACGGCGCUCCUAGUGGGGACCAGGUUAAUGGUGAACCAACCUGAAAUCCUUCCGGUUCAUAUACCUCCGUUACACCCUGAGAUCCCACCUGGCUGAUUCCGCCAUUGGGCGACUAUCGCUAAGCCCACCCUAAUGACAAUACCCUGAAGCAUUUCACGUACUCCCUACCUAGGUUUACGGCAGCCAAGACGCCAGCCCAUUCAGCGACAGAAAUUACUGGCUCAACCAAAGCAUCAAAUUCCAGCCAACGAAACAUUUCCUCUACAAAGCCAGAACGCUUCUGGCAAGCUUCUGGAGGCGAAAGCCCUUUUUGAAAUUUGUUUUGUGGAAGACGGAACGGAGGCUCUUUACUUGAGAAAUCUCAAACUUCCGAUCCUUGAUGUGUUUCUUUAAUAGCGACUUAACGACUUUUGCUGGCGAACUUUCUUCCUUGUCUAUCCUUUUUUUUCACUCCCAUCGGUACACACAAAACAGGAGGAACUUUUGUGGCACAUGCAAGAAAUACGUGUACAACCUCGAUUCCUCGAACAAGCAUAUGCAUUAAUUCGCUGAACCAAGAAGAAAAAUAAAAAAGGAAAGAGAAAACAAACCAUCGAGAAAACAGCAGCAACACAGCAGUGACGUACAUGCUUCCAUUAAUCUUGGGACACCAUGCAUGGUCCGCUCGCUCAACCGACGUGUAUUUAAUAAGCGUACACGGACGAACUGUGUGUGCGAUAAAGCCAACAAAAACAGGAAAGAAAGCAAAGGAAGUUGGUGAAUAGUGUGCCGCGCACACGAUGGCGCAAUCAUUUUCCCUUUUCACAAUAGAUAUUAGUAGAUCAUCCUAGAUGGAUAAAAAAGAAAGCUGUACGCAGCGUUAGUUCGUGAGGUUUUCUAUUCACUUUCUGGGGCGGAAUCAGAUCCCCGUCGAAACAAAGAGAAGGAUGAAACCACACAGCACAACACUCCGAAAAUCACAAAUGAGUACAUGUAAAUAUGGCGGAAUACAUAGUUAGAUAUUUAUACAUAGAUACCCCAAACAAAACAAGAAAUACAUAUUAUUUCCAUUUCAUCCGGCCCUCUCACAAUGUUAAUACUAGACAUCGCUCUAUGCGAC
Blastomyces gilchristii SLH14081 is the source of this 4294-nucleotide messenger RNA. RefSeq lists its product as uncharacterized. The coding region runs from base 432 to 3239 and encodes 935 amino acids. The record is from RefSeq and is a predicted model, not a curated record. The transcript has a single exon. Lineage: Eukaryota; Fungi; Ascomycota; Eurotiomycetes; Onygenales; Ajellomycetaceae.